Molecule: messenger RNA, 468 nt
Organism: Komagataella phaffii GS115
Lineage: Eukaryota; Fungi; Ascomycota; Pichiomycetes; Pichiales; Pichiaceae
Product: RNA polymerase subunit ABC23, common to RNA polymerases I, II, and III
Exons: 1
Coding region: 1-468 (155 amino acids)
Biological process (GO): DNA-templated transcription
Cellular component (GO): RNA polymerase II, core complex; RNA polymerase III complex; RNA polymerase I complex
Molecular function (GO): DNA binding; DNA-directed RNA polymerase activity
Source: RefSeq, a predicted model, not a curated record
AUGUCAGAGGACGAAGCUUUUAAUGAACAAACAGAGAAUUUUGAAAAUUUUGAGGACGAGCAUUUCAGCGAUGACAACUUUGAAGAUAGAAGCACGCAACCGGAGGAUUAUGCGGUCGGUGUGACCGCAGAUGGAAGGCAAAUCAUUAACGGAGAUGGAAUUCAGGAAGUUAAUGGAACAAUAAAAGCACAUAGAAAAAGGUCGAAUAAAGAACUCGCUAUUCUCAAGGAAGAAAGGACCACAACACCUUACCUGACAAAAUAUGAACGUGCACGAAUUCUGGGUACUAGAGCCUUGCAAAUCUCCAUGAACGCCCCGGUUUUGGUUGAUAUAGAAGGCGAAACAGAUCCACUACAAAUUGCCAUGAAAGAACUUUCCCAGAGAAAAAUCCCACUAGUUAUCCGCAGGUAUUUGCCCGAUGGCUCAUAUGAAGAUUGGGGGUGCGACGAAUUAAUAGUUGAUAAUUGA